GUGAGGACGACGCCCACGAACGACGCCGAGUGCAAGGCCGUGAAGGGCAUCAACACGGGCCUGCCCAUCGUCUACGACUCCAGCUGCCCUGGCCUGUGCUGCUUCGAGGACCAGCCGUGCAGGUACAACAACACGGGCUGCUACUCCGCAGCCUUGGCGCAGCAGAAGGUGAGGACGACGCCCACGAACGACGCCGAGUGCAAGGCCGUGAAGGGCAUCAACGCGGGCCUGCCCAUCGUCUACGACUCCAGUUGCCCCGGCCUGUGCUGCUUCGAGGACCAGCCGUGCAGGUACAACAACACGGGCUGCCACUGA
This is a messenger RNA of Prorocentrum cordatum, 315 nucleotides long. The record is from the annotation of a GenBank genome assembly. NCBI's taxonomy places the organism in Eukaryota, Dinophyceae, Prorocentrales, Prorocentraceae.